UCAAUAGCCUAGCAAACUGUUUCAAAAUAUAUACAAAGAUUUCCCAUAUUUCUUAGUUUAGUAUACGAUUUAAUAAUCGAAAUUAGCCGUAAAAAUGGAGCCAUAUCUUCGUGAUGCAGACAAAGUCCAUAUGAAUAAUCGUCGUAUCGACCAAAUUCAUGAGUUGUUGCGUGGUAAACUGACUUUUAACGAAUCUGUGGCUCAAACGGCGGCGGAGGCGAUGAAAAAGGAAAACUUGCAACCCAAGAUUCAGCUGAAUGCGAUUUAUAUGCAGAGACCCAAUCUAGAGAAUUGGUCUAAGGGACCCAUGAGUCCACGACGACCGCUAAUGGAGCGUCUCUGGCAGGUGUUUCAACGCAAUAUACGACCCACAUUGAUUGUGGUGGUGGAUGGGAAGGAAUUCCAUUGCCAUAAUUUGGUAUUGCGAGCCAUUUCGCAUUUCUUUCGGAGUCUUGAGGUGACCGAAAUGAUAGAUUUGCCCUCUCCCAUGGUAACGGGACGUGCGUUUAUCUCCAUUUAUCGAUGGGCCAUCGAACCCUGUGCUGUCAUGGAAUCUGGCCAUUUCAUGGAUGUCCAUCGGGCUGCCCAGUUUUUGCGUUGCGAUCAAUUGGCCGCCUAUAUGUGGCAAAUUGUCGAUCGAGAGUGUCAAAAGUAUCCAGAGAAGUGCGUAUCUCUAUAUCAAAAAGCCAGAUCGAGAUCCAUAGCCAUAGAGAAGACUCUGUUUGAACGUUUGGGACCAUGUUUCUUGCCAAUUGCAGCCAGUAUUGAAUUUUUGCAAAUGAGAGUGGAGAAGGUCAGUCGACUUCUCUGUCUGGACACAAUUGCAGUCAACACGGAAAUGGAGGUUCUAAUGGCUGCCAUUAUGUGGUUAGACUAUCAAUGGCCCAAACGGCAAUCUCAUAUUGUUAAGGUUUUGGCUAGCGUCCGCUUUGAGCUGAUACCAUUUCUUGAUCUCUUGACUCUCAGUCGGCGUACUGAGGGACCGCCUGCCCUGCGUCAGGCCAUGACAAAUAUGGAAAUCAAGGAUCGCAUACAUAUGGCCCUCGAGAAACUUUGCUGCAUGCCAACGAAAUUCCAUGGCGGCUGUUUUGAUGAGAGUUCACGGCUCUGGGCCUAUGAUCCUUGCUGUACCUAUCAUCACACUACGAAGUGCUCCACCGUUCGUUAUUUGACGUACAAUCUGUUUGUACGCUAUUUGAAAUGGCUGCAGAAGGCCGGAACAGCGCAUUGUACACGUUUGAAAUUUGGCACUGAUCUGGAAAUUCUUUGCUGUCCUCCAAAAGCUUACAACUUGUACAAUCGGAGCAAUAAGCGGAAAUAUUUUCGCGGCAAGUAAACGGCAAAGUUGUUGUUGCUGUUGUUAUUAUUGUUGUUGUUGUUGGUACUUACAAAUGAACUGCAAUACAGAUCGUUAUCCUCCUCAA
This is a messenger RNA of Drosophila willistoni, 1424 nucleotides long. RefSeq lists its product as uncharacterized. Bases 95 to 1336 code for a protein of 413 amino acids. Gene Ontology annotation, molecular function: protein binding. NCBI's taxonomy places the organism in Eukaryota, Metazoa, Arthropoda, Insecta, Diptera, Drosophilidae. The record is from RefSeq and is a predicted model, not a curated record. The transcript is spliced from 3 exons.